AAAUGAGAUCGUCGAGCGACACGACUAUGCUACUAGAAUGUGAAAGUUGAUUUGGUCAACAGGGCUUAUCCAACUCAAUUUUUGUUCUAAUAUUCUUUCAUAUAUAUGUAUAUGUAUAAAGUCUUUAAUUAGACCACAAAAAAUAUAUAGGCCCAGUUAAUCGGUUGGUUUUUCUUUAGGACAAGGACAACUUCAAGCAAUGCAUGUGGGGGCCGGCGGUAGUAGAUGAUCUGGGAUUGGAACAUCUUCCAUCUAUCUAUCUAUCUAUCUAUCUAUCAAUGAACUAAUAAUAAUACGUAAUGCCAAAUAAAAUGUGUUGUCAAAACAAUUCAUUUGUGACAAUAGGCCAUAUUCCUUGAAUGAAGACUUAAAAUUUAAAAUGUCAACUUAGCAUCCAAUAAUUUCUAAGACUUAACUUGUUUUCUUUUUUUAAGCUUCAGCAUUUGUUUUAGUACAUUCAAGGAUGGAUGGAUGGAUGGAUUCAAUUUAUUUCCAGAAAAUCAAAUUUGGCUCUGAAGGGAACAUUAACCAACUUUAUUUUAUUUGUCUUGCUAGAUGAGGGGGAAUGGGCCUAACGUUCCCAUUAGCGUCGCUAUACAUUGUAAGUCGUCUUCUACGGCUCCAUGCAUCAACCGACCAAACUGUAGCGGAUUACCAGUCAUGAAUAUUGCCACCAGCCGGCAUGCCCUUCCUCACCGCAAAUGCGCUCGCCGCCCUUGCCGAAUCCGCCGUGUCGGCCGGCUCCGCCGCCCUCGGCAGAGCGGUCCACGCCCAAAUUUUCAAGACCUUCGAUAGCCCCUUCCCUUCUUUUCUCUCCAACCACCUUGUCAACAUGUACUCCAAACUUGACCUGCCCAAAUCCGCCCAGCUAGUCCUCUUGCUAGCCCCUUCUCGCUGUGUCGUCACCUGGACUGCCUUCAUCUCUGGGUCCGUCCAGAACGGCCACUUCGUCUCUGCUCUCGUUCACUUCUCUCAUAUGCGCCUUGAGGGAGUGCAUCCCAAUGACUUCACCUUCCCUUGCGCCUUCAAGGCAUCCGGCUCGCUCCGAUGGCCCGCGACCGGAAAACAGCUUCAUGGGUUGGCCAUUAAGGAUGGUCAGAUACACGACGUCUUUGUGGGGUGUAGUGCUUUUGAUAUGUAUUGCAAAACGGGUCUUCGAGAGGACGCUGGUAAACUAUUCGAUGAAAUGCCCGAGAGGAACAUUGCUACAUGGAAUGCGUAUAUUUCGAACUCUGUGUUCGACGGCCGGCCUCAGAGUGCCAUAUCUGCAUUUAUUGAGUUUAGGCGCAUUGGUGGGGAGCCCGAUUCAAUUACGUUUUGUGCCUUUCUCAGUGCCUGUUCGGACUGUUCGUACUUGGAACUGGGGCGACAAUUGCAUGGGUUUGUAAUUAGAUAUGGGUACGAGGCAGAUGUCUCAGUUGCAAAUGGGAUGAUUUAUUUUUAUGGGAAAUGCCAACAGGUUAGUUCCUCCGAGUCAAUUUUUAUUGGCAUUGGCAAACCAAAUGAAGUUUCAUGGUGUUCGAUGGUGGCAACCUAUGAGCAAAAUGAUCAGCAGGAGAGGGCUUGUUUGGCGUUCAUACGGGCAAGAGAAGCCGGCAUGGAGCCAACAGAUUUUAUGGUUUCCAGUGCUCUGAGUGCUUGUGCUGGGCUUGCAGGCCUUGAAUUGGGCAGGUCCCUUCAUGCACUAGGCGUAAAGGCCUGCAUCGACAAGAACGUAUUUGUGGGAAGUGCUCUUGUCGACAUGUAUGGCAAGAGCGGAAGUAUAGAGGACUGUGAGACAGCGUUCUAUGAGAUGCCUGAGACGAACCUGGUUACUUGGAAUGCGCUAUUGAAUGGAUAUGCUCAUCAAGGAUACGCCGACAUGGCUUUAGCAUUGUUCCAAGAAAUGACCUGCGGCUUCCAUGUAUUGGUGCCCAACUAUGUGACCCUUGUGAGUGUGCUGUCAGCAUGUAGCAGAGCCGGGGAAGUGAAAUUGGGCAUGGAGAUUUUUGAGUCAAUGAGAAGUAGGUAUGGCAUUGAACCUGGUGUGGAGCAUUAUGCAUGUGUUGUGGAUAUGUUGGGGCGGGCAGGGAAGGUAGAGCUAGCGUUUGAGUUCAUAAAGAGAAUGCCCAUUCUUCCUAGUGUUUCAGUCUGGGGGGCUCUUCUUGGGGCUUGUAGAGUUCACGGGAGGCCAGAGUUGGGAAAGGUUGCAGCUCAAAAUCUAUUUGAACUUGAUCCACACGACUCUGGAAACCACGUCCUGCUUUCCAAUAUGUUUGCAGCUGCUGGCAGGUGGGAAGAAGCUAAUCUGGUGAGAGAGGAGAUGAAGGAUGUGGGAAUCAAGAAGGGGGCAGGAUGCAGCUGGAUCUCCGUGAAGAACAUAAUCCACGUUUUCCAAGCAAAAGAUACCUCCCAUGGACGACACCCAGAGAUUCAGGCGAUGCUGGCCAAGCUGAGGAGGGAGAUGAAGGCAGCGGGAUAUGUAACAGACACCAAAUUCGCUCUCUAUGAUUUGGAAGAGGAAGAGAAAGAGAGUGAAGUUUGGCACCAUAGCGAGAAGAUCGCGCUUGCCUUCGGCCUUGUCGCCCUCCCUCCCGGUGUCCCCAUUAGAAUAACUAAAAAUCUCAGAGUCUGUGUGGAUUGUCACAGCGCCAUUAAGUUCGUCUCCAGGAUUGUUGGCAGAGAGAUCAUUGUCAGAGAUAAUAAUCGCUUUCAUCGUUUUAAAGAUAACCACUGCUCAUGUAGAGAUCAUUGGUGAUUAAUUUUCUUAAUUUGGAAUUUC
Diospyros lotus (date-plum) is the source of this 2761-nucleotide messenger RNA. RefSeq names its product pentatricopeptide repeat-containing protein At4g14850. The record is from RefSeq and is a predicted model, not a curated record. The coding region runs from base 683 to 2737 and encodes 684 amino acids. Gene Ontology annotation, molecular function: protein binding; zinc ion binding; RNA binding. NCBI's taxonomy places the organism in Eukaryota, Viridiplantae, Streptophyta, Magnoliopsida, Ericales, Ebenaceae. The transcript is spliced from 2 exons. Gene Ontology annotation, biological process: RNA modification.